AUGAUGAAGGACUUGAUGUCCCGCAAGUUCAACUCUCAAGAUUUGGCCACGGUUACACUGACUCAAACCUGCAGUGCGGUUGUAAUGAGACCCAUAGCUAAAAAGCUGUCUGACCUAGGGAGUUUCACAAUUCCUUGCACAAUAGGCAACUUUGCCUUUGCUAAAGCACUGUGUGAUCUGGGAGCAAGCAUAAACCUUAUGCCCCUGGCUAUCUACAAAAGUCUAGGCAUUGGAAGAGCUAGACCCACGUCUAUGUUACUACAGCUGGCUGAUCGAACAGUGAAGAGGCCCUCUAGGAUUCUAGAUGAUGUAUUGGUACAGGUUGGGAAGUUUGUGUUCCCAGUAGAUUUUGUCAUCCUUGACUGUCGGGUUGACCAUAAUUUUGGAAAGGCCAUUCUUGGCCACUGGAAGAGCCUUAAUUAA
This is a messenger RNA of Nicotiana attenuata, 423 nucleotides long. RefSeq lists its product as uncharacterized. The transcript has a single exon. Bases 1 to 423 code for a protein of 140 amino acids. The record is from RefSeq and is a predicted model, not a curated record. NCBI's taxonomy places the organism in Eukaryota, Viridiplantae, Streptophyta, Magnoliopsida, Solanales, Solanaceae.